Clupea harengus (Atlantic herring) is the source of this 2910-nucleotide messenger RNA. RefSeq names its product Bardet-Biedl syndrome 9 (gene bbs9). Lineage: Eukaryota; Metazoa; Chordata; Actinopteri; Clupeiformes; Clupeidae. Gene Ontology annotation, biological process: cilium assembly. The coding region runs from base 367 to 2910 and encodes 847 amino acids. The transcript has 22 exons. The record is from RefSeq and is a predicted model, not a curated record. Gene Ontology annotation, cellular component: membrane; BBSome.
UGAAUAUUCAUAAAUGGAUAACCCCACCAGUUUGACAAUGUAACAACUUAUCCCGUAUGUUGCUAGCCUAAUGUUAAUGUUAGUUUCCACAGGUUGUGAUAGUCCUUGCCUCAAGCCACUUUACUUAGCGAGCUCGCUAAAUACCGUUAGCGAUUGCUAAUUGACACCGUUAUGAUCAGCCUGCUACUGAAAUUACGUGUGCGCACACCAUCGUGAUGAUCGUGCACGGAAAACAAUUUGCAUAAACACAGCAUUUUCCAAUUUGGAGGUGUAGCAUGAGUUAUUGAUAUCAAUGUUGAUUCACCUGGAGAGAGGACCUGGCUAGCUACGCCUGUUGGUUGUGAGUUCAGUGACUAUAGCUCCAGCAUGUCUCUGUUCAAAGCAAGGGACUGGUGGGCAACAGUUCUGGGAGAGGGCGAGGAGUUCGACCAGGGCUGCCUGUGUGUGGGAGAUGUGGACAACAGUGGAACUGGGCUUGAUAAAAUUGUGGUGGGCAGCUAUAUGGGGAUGCUGCGAAUUUUCUUGCCUCACCCGUCUAAACCCAGCGAGGUGUCGGAGGCGGACGCCCAGCUGCUGGAGGUGCACCUCAGAGACCCUAUCAUCCAGGUGGAGCUGGGCAAGUUUGUUUCGUGUUCAGAACUCCUUCACCUAGCUGUGCUGCAUCCCAGAAAGCUCUCGGUCUAUGCUGUGUCAGGAAUGGCAGGAAAUGUUGAGCAUGGUGACCAGUAUCAACUUCGCUUGGUGUAUGAGCACAACCUGCAGCGCACGGCCUGCAACAUGACAUACGGGCCCUUUGGAGGAGUCACAGGUCAUCACUUCAUCUGUAUCCAGUCGAUGGAUGGGAUGCUGAUGUUCUUCGAGCAGGAGAGCUACGCCUUUGGCCGCUUCCUGCCCGGCUUCUUGCUGCCGGGGCCGCUGUGCUACUGCGCCCACACCGACACCUUCAUCACCGUCUCCUCCGCCCGCCAGGUGGAGAGCUACAGGUACGAGACGCUGGCCGUGGCCACAGACGCAGACACCAGGCAGGAGGGAGAGCAGCAGAGCAAGAGUGCUGGGAAGAGACUGCAGGCUGACUGGACACUGAUCCUGGGUGAGGGAGCCCUGGACAUCGUCAUUCCUUCUUUCUCCCCGUCGGCUCACUCCAUCUUUGUGCUGGGCGAGAGGAACCUGUACUGCCUGAAAGACAAUGGGCAGAUCCGCUUCAUGAAGAAGCUGGAGUACAACUCCAGCUGCUUCCUCCCCUAUGCUGCAGUCGGCGAGGGGACGACCAACGUGCUGAUGGCUAAUUAUAACAACAUGCUGCUGGUUUACCAGGACGUCACACUGAAGUGGGCCGCCCAGCUCUCUUGUGUACCUGUGGCUGUGCGGGUCGCCAACUUCCAGGAGCUGAAGGGCCUGGUGGUGACGCUGAGCUCCGAGGGCCACCUCCAGUGCUCCUACAUGGGCACGGACCCCUCCUUCUUCACCGCGCCCAAGGUGGAGGCGCGGGAGGUCAACUACGAGGAGGUGGACACCGAGAUGAGGACGCUGCAGAAGAUCAUCAGAGAAACCACCAAGACCCAGGACAUCCUUCCACGGGCGGACAUGGAGGAUGAACUGAUAAUCACAGCCUCUGUCUCCACGGAUUUGGAUGCAGUCUCGCAAGCCCUCCUCCCAGAGAUCAAUGGUGCGACUGUCCCUUCCGUCACUGUCCAGAUCAAAGUGAAGAGUCGGAGCGUGGUGCAGAACCCCAAGAUGACUGUGUGUGUUCAGCCCCCACUGGCUGUCUCCCAGGACCAGUUUGGCCUGGACUCUCUGGGCGGCGGCGGCGGCUCUCAGGCUGUGGUGACUUUCUCCGCCUACCUGAACGGGCUCUACCCACCGGCGGACCUGACCGGAGACGUGGCUGUUUCCUACAGCUCUCCCACAGAGCUCAACCCCGCAGGCGUACCACGGGUGACUCAGUGUAAAUUCUCCCUGCCCCUCCGGCUGGUGUGUUCCCCGGCCGCGCCACUCAAGAACGCCAAGUACAAGAUCACCGUGGACACCAACAAACCACCCGUGAACCUUCACCAAGUCUUCCCAGACUUUGCAGUUAAGUCUGAUGACAAGGAGGGGGGUGCUCUGGCCUUCCGCUUCAUCACAGGCUCCAGUGUGUCUGUGCUGGCCUCCAAGUCCUCACAGCGCUACAGGAUCCAGAGUGAGAGCUUUGAGGACAUGUGGCUGAUUGCCAAAGAGCUGGUGCAGCGUUUCGACGGGCACUUUGCCAAACAGGGAGUCAAAGACUUCCGCAACAGCUUUGCAGGGCCCAUCCCACUGUCGGAGUACUUUGAGAUAGUGGAACUCCACUUUGAGUUACGUGUGAAUGCCGAGAAGUACCAGGACCUUCUGUCGGAGCGGGCGGUUCAGUUCAGGGCCAUCCAGCGCCGCCUCCUGACCCGCUUUAAGGACAAGACCCCGGCCCCACUCCAGAACCUGGACACACUGCUGGAGGGCACUUACCGUCAGGUGAUAGCGUUGGCGGAUGCGGCUGAGGAGAACCGCGCCAACCUGCACCAGGCGUUUGCCAGUCUGCGCAGCGCCACCCACCUGGUGAUCAUGCUGGUGUCGCUGUGGCAGGGCCUGGGCAUCGACCAGACUGCCAUCCUGGAGGCCACACUACUGCCACUGCUGCAGGACACACCACAGCUGGGCUGGGAGGAGAGUGUGGACGCGGCGGUGUCCCACCUGCUGAGGACGUGUCUGUCCCGCAGCUCCAAGGACCAGGCCACCUCCCUGACCACCGAGCAGCUCAGCAUGCCCAAAGACACGGCCCGCCUCAAGAAGCACAUCACACUCCUCUGCGACCGCCUGGGCAAGGGUGGCCGCCUCUCGCUCACCUCAGAGGCCAACGUGCCCACGCCCGUCAUGAUGCCAGCAGUACGUGCUUAA